This is a messenger RNA of Electrophorus electricus (electric eel), 3878 nucleotides long. RefSeq names its product zinc finger and BTB domain containing 47b (gene zbtb47b). The record is from RefSeq and is a predicted model, not a curated record. NCBI's taxonomy places the organism in Eukaryota, Metazoa, Chordata, Actinopteri, Gymnotiformes, Gymnotidae. Gene Ontology annotation, biological process: regulation of transcription by RNA polymerase II. Gene Ontology annotation, cellular component: nucleus. Gene Ontology annotation, molecular function: DNA-binding transcription factor activity, RNA polymerase II-specific; RNA polymerase II cis-regulatory region sequence-specific DNA binding; protein binding.
GCUAGCACGGCGAAAAAAGACCGAGUGCAAGACAAAGCUGAAGAAAGAGCAAAAUCCGACGCACAGUUUCAUGGAUAGCCGAAGUCCGAUGCCGAAGGAGUUAUUCUGGGACUCCUUCACGCCGCAAAAGCUCCGAUCAACAUGUUCAUGCCCUUGAGAAGUCCCCUGAGCAGUCUUUACUGGGCAGGUGGAAACUCCCCAUUGUCUCAUGCUGUGUUUCCUCGCUUUGCUAGAAAGGAAAGCUGAUAGUGGAGAAGACCGCUGCAUCGCCGCUGGCUGAGUUCUCCCUGGUGGAGGAUGCAUCUCUGCAUUUCUCACGUUUGAUGGACAGGCUGAAUGAGCAGCGCCUCUCUCAGCCAGACCUGUGUGACGUGGACCUCGUGCUGGUGCGUCAGCGGAGCACCUUCCGCGCCCACAAGGGCGUGCUGGCCGCCCACAGCCCUUUCUUCCAGGCGCUGUUCGCCCGGGGCAGAGAGUUGCGCCGCGUGGACCUGGCAGUGGAGGCGCUCACCAGCCAGGGCUUGGAGCAGGUCCUUGACUUCAUCUACACAUCCAGGCUGCUGGUGACAGGCCGGACGGCGCGCGACGUCCUCCGAGCCGCCUCCGUGCUCCAGAUGAGCGAGCUAGCCGCGUCCUGCCGCGAGCUCAUAGGCAGCCAGUCACUGGGUGCCGGUGAGGGCUGCGUCCACACGGAGCGCCACGGCCCAUCGUACUGCGACCUGGAGCUGGAAGAAGAGGAGCUGGCACAGAUGUACGCCCGGGAGGGGGUCAGGCCCUUUUCUGUGCGCGUGGUAGACAGUGGGGAGGCAGGAAGCCUCCUGUCCGGUGCCCCGACGCACCACCCCAUAACGCAGGCCAAACUCUUCUACAAGAAGGAUGAGAGUGAAGGGGGGUUUGGUUUAUGCAAAUCGGAGGGUGGAGUCAGCUUGGAGGAGGCAGGGUCUCAAGAGAAUUCCACCUCCUUUAACAGAGAACAAAUCAUUGUGGAGGUCAAUCUUAACAACCAAACCCUGAAUGUCUCCAAGGGGUCAGAGGGCAAGGCCACCACAGAGAUUUCCCCUUUGCUUGCCCAUUGCCACGGUGAACAGCCUGAUGUGGAAGAAAACAGCAGUGAUUACAACGACAGUGCUGACCAGGCAGAGAAAGACUACGAGCACAGAAAGGACGAGAUGGAAAACGGCAGCGAAGAGGAAGAGGAAGACGAAGAGGAGGAGGAAGAGAGUGACCUCAGCACUGCAGAUGUGGGCCAGGCCGUCGUGGAGCGGCCUCGGGCCUCGCCGAGUCAGGGACAGGAGGGCCGGCUGGGCAAGGCGGAGCACGAAGGUCUGGGCCAGAAGGUGAAGCUGGAGGAGAAGCAGCACUAUCCCUGCAAGAAGUGCCCGCGCAUCUUCAACAACCGCUGGUACCUGGAGAAGCACGCCAAUGUCACCCACAACCGCAUGCAGAUCUGCAAUAAGUGCGGCAAGCGCUUCCUACUGGAGAGUGAGCUGCUCCUGCACCAUCAGACCAACUGUGAGAAGAACAUACAGUGCGUGAUGUGUGGAAAGGUAUUUAAGAAACUGUGGUCUUUACACGAACACAACAAGAUUGUCCACGGCUACGCUGAGAAGAAGUUCUCCUGUGAGAUCUGCGAGAAGAAGUUCUACACUAUGGCUCAUGUUCGUAAACACAUGGUCGCGCACACUAAGGACAUGCCGUUCACCUGCGAGACCUGUGGGAAGUCCUUCAAGCGCAGCAUGUCUCUGAAGGUGCACUCUCUGCAGCACUCAGGGGAAAAGCCCUUCAGGUGUGAGAACUGCAGUGAGCGUUUCCAGUACAAGUACCAGUUACGCUCCCACAUGAGCAUCCACAUCGGCCACAAGCAGUUCAUGUGUCAGUGGUGCGGCAAGGACUUCAACAUGAAGCAGUACUUCGACGAGCACAUGAAGACGCACACGGGAGAGAAGCCGUACAUCUGUGAGAUUUGUGGGAAGAGCUUCACAAGCAGGCCCAACAUGAAGAGGCACAGGCGGACGCACACGGGCGAGAAGCCGUACCCCUGCGACGUGUGCGGACAGCGCUUCCGCUUCUCCAACAUGCUGAAGGCCCACAAGGAGAAGUGCUUCCGGGUCAGUCACCUGGCAGGCAGCGAGGGCGCCCCCUUGGGGCUCGAUGUGGCAUCGCCCACUGCAGCAGAGCCCUUGUUGGGUGCGCAGGCCGGCCGCUCCGUUACCCCGCCUGGCGAGGAGUCUGAUCCGCACCACAGCAGUCCUCCACCCAUGCCUGUGAUCGGAGGUCUUCGCUCUCCUCCUCUGCCUCCUCUCUUCUCCACUGGAAGGGUUAACUCAAGCAACCACUAGGGCAGGAGCAUGGAGACUACUGUAGUUGCACUCCCAGUGUUCUGAACCCAAAGCUGCAGGUCAUUCAACUUUGUGAAUCAGAGGAGAGCGAGAGAGAGAGAGGAGAGCGAGAGAGUGUGUGUGUGUGUGUGUGUGUGUGUGUGUGUGUGUGUGUGUGUGUGUGUGUGUGUGUGUGUGAGUGUGUGAGUGACUAAUGCUGUGUCAGCUACAGCUUAGCAUUCUCUUAGAGAUAUUUUAUAUAUUGUCUAGAGUAGGUCCUCAUAGGUCCUCAAGAAAUAUGUUCUCAUUCUUGGCAUAUAUGCUUGUUUUUAUGAGCUACAGGACUGGCUGCAUCUUCCUGGUUAGGUUCUCAGCUGAUUAGGCUUUUAAAAAGUUACAGAUGGGACAGCAGAGGUUUAGGGGCAUGGACUGUGGUACGCUAGUUUGUUUACUUUGACUGUAUCAAUAAUGCAUAUGAAAAUUACAGACAGAACAUCUGGUCUUUCUGCCUAUAAGUGUGUGCAGUUGCAGAAAGCCCAAAGGAGGAAACAUCUGCACUGUGGCCUCGCUCAUGGACUCAAUUCACCACAUCUGUCUAUGAUGGUAAAGAACCACAUACAUGAGCUGUGCUCCAACCACCAGAGGGCGCUGUGGGACAGAAGAGCUACCGAAGAGGGAAGACUUGACUUCUUCAGUGAGUUACAACCGCUGCGUUUCAUUGUGCUGGUGAUGACCAAGUCCCAGGUGUCCCUGGACUGUUUAUGUAUCGCACUGCAGUAACCAAAUUCUGUGUGCUCAUACACUUAUUAGAUAUGAUGCAUUAAUAGUCACUCCUGCACCUUAUUUUUAACCUUAGAAAUAUUUGUUAUAUUCUCUAAUGCUGUUUUUUUAAUGGAGUUUGGUAUGAUUGGUGUGCAGCUUGGCUUGGCGCCCUGUGUACGUUUUUGAAGGGGGUUAUGGAAGGGUUGGUCUGUGCUGAGCGUAGAAACGGGAUCUGCUCACUGUGUGUGUGAACUGUUAAUCAUUCAAAAAAUGCUUCCAGAGGUCAAAUAUUUAGCAAAAAAGCUUUCUUUUGUUCUUUCUUUGAUUUGUAUUUACAACUAGAAGAGCACUUUAUAAAUGCUGGCCUAUGUACUGACUAUUGAUGCGACUGAAAAAUCAGAACCUUGGACUUGAUUUAAUAAUUUUUGUGUUUACUGGGGGUUUUUUUUGGCUUAUGGAAAGUGCAGCAAUAUAUUCCACAAUUGACAUUUUGCAAUUUGUACCUGAAGGUUUUGUAUCUUUUAAUAAUUUAUGGUACAUCACAUUUUGAAAUUGUUUAAUGCAUGUAUUUCCAUUUUCAGUCCUUUAUCUGCUUACUGUGAGAGACAUUUUAUUUCACUGAUCGCAAUUAUUUGAUAUUGAUUUGAUCCUAAAAUAAGUCUUAAAAUAAUAUAAAGAAUAUAUAGAUCAUUGAUUAUUGCAUAUAUAUUAAUGUACUCGUGUUGCUCCUAAAAUGGAGAAACAACUAAAUAUGGUUUGACCUGCUUUUGAAAACAAGUGAGAGAUGCCGCCCCCUUA